UUCCCUUUCUUGACUUAGAGACUAAUGUCCACCUCCAUGGUACGGCGUUUGCUUGACCGGAAGCUGAUUUCGCAAUCGCUCUCCGUUCGUCCUCUUAUUAAAUUUCCUUUGAAAUUUAGAGUAGAUAGGAUCCAUUAACAAUUUAACAAACUUUCCAUUUUCCAAAAGAACUUUACAGUUCUCACUUCGCACUACGAAAAACUGAAGAAGUACAACGAAUGUGCCAGCUACUUAGCACUGACUAUUGAACAAGCAAGAUUUCGUCGACAGUCAUGGAGAUUGUCGUUGGGUCGUAUGAUUCUGCGAAAGUUGGGUAUCGUUUGAAACCGACGAGUGAAGGAACAAGCGGAGAGUUUCCAGCGGUAUUGGUUUUCGAACCGCGUUUCUCGGACGUUUCUCAAAUUGGAUGUAUCAGGUGCCUUUCAAUUUCGGAGAAAGGUUUUCUGGUAUCCGGGAGCACAGACGAAACCAUUCAUAUUCUCGAUUUGGAGCACGGGGCUGAUGUGGGCUCUUUAGUUAGCCACGAAGGAGAUGUGACGUGCGUGAGAUUCGCUGGGAAAGAUUUUUUAUACAGUGCCAGCACCGAUGGCACCAUCCGCAUGUGGAGAGCACGGAUAUGGGAAUUGCAGCGCACUUUCAAGGGCCAUAAGGGUGCUGUGCUGUCAUUUGAUAUUCACCCUUCAAAAAAGUUAGCGUUAUCGGUUGGCAGUGAUAACAAAUUGAUUGUAUGGGAUUUGGUUGCCGGAAAAUAUUCGUUCAUAAGAAAUUUACGGAAAAGCUUCGACUCAAUCCGGUUUAGUCCGACUGGGACAUUUUAUGUACUGAAGCGGGACGCUUGUGUAGAGAUAUUUAACCUGUCGUCCACGGAUUGCAUCCUUGCUCAUACAUUUCCGGAAAAGCUUGAAACUGUCUCGUUUAUUAGCGACAGUAUCCUGCUAUGUGGAAGUGGAACUGGAAAAAUCAGCUUGUUUUCUGUGGACUCGAAAUCCGUUAUCCUUGAAUUUCCUGCACACGAGUCGAGAAUUCGGGGAGCGGAAUUUAUCGUUUUAGAAAAAAAUGCUUUAUUUUUAAUCACUGCCUCAUCCGAUCAGUCAGUUAAGGCAUGGAACAUUGAUAUGACACAGAAAACCUGGAGAAUCCUGGGUGUGGUGAAUACAGGAUGCCGAAUAACGGCCUUAGCGAUAAGGCCUAUUCCAAACGAACUAGAUGCCUUUUUGGCCGCUGUAAUGGAGAAAGUAUCAGCUACUGUCGAAGAAAAAGAGUUACCAAUCGAAAGCGGGAAUGAAUCGGUAAUGCCGAAAUGCGGAAAACGAGUGCGGAAACAUUUGCAGACAGGGACAGAAUCAUCGAUUACCGGCAAGAAUACGCCCACAAAGAAGAAGAAACUAGUGAAAUAACACGGCAAUGUGAAAGCGCACGAAACUCUUCUGAUCUCGUACCAAAUUAGGUGUUUUCCGAUCGGAUCAGAUUCUGGUGCUUGAGUGCGGACGUUAUCACAUGAAUUGUUUGCUAUCUUUGAUUUUCCUACGCUUUUCGAAUGCUUAUACUGCCCUUGCUCAACUGCCCUGGCAUUGAUGCAGAUAAAAUUUCGAUU
This is a messenger RNA of Paramacrobiotus metropolitanus, 1594 nucleotides long. RefSeq names its product p21-activated protein kinase-interacting protein 1-like. The transcript has 6 exons. Gene Ontology annotation, molecular function: protein binding. The coding region runs from base 273 to 1397 and encodes 374 amino acids. The record is from RefSeq and is a predicted model, not a curated record. Lineage: Eukaryota; Metazoa; Tardigrada; Eutardigrada; Parachela; Macrobiotidae.